GACUCUCCACAAAUAUCUGCAUCAGCAUGGAAUCUUAGCCCUGCAUCACCACCAUCAAUCCUCAUCCCACAGUCAAGAAAAACAAAACAAAACAUUAUUAUUAUUAUUAUUCCCACACUGGUUUUAUUAAAUAAAACUAUAUAAUGUAUAGAAGUGAAUGUCUCUGGAUUGUUCAUGAGGCUAAGAAGAGAAGGGAAGAGUCUUUUUCCUCUGCUCUCUUCACAGCCCAAAACAAAAUGCCAACUUGUGUGUCCAUGUUGACCAAAUCCAACUUGUCAUUCAUCCAACUUAUAUAAUUUUUAUAUAUAUAUCAGAUACAUAUAGAUAUAUAUAAUCAUAGACUAGUGUUAUUGUUAUUGUGAUUGUGUCUGGGUUUAAUCUUGGUUCCUCUGUUUUCUUUGAUGGUUUGGUUGUGAGAAGAGAAGAUUGUACUUUGGUUAGGGUUUGUUCAUUCAAUUCGCCGACAAGAAACUUCGGUUUCAUAUUUGAUUGGUACUUUGGUUGUGGAAGUUAAGAUUGUUGUUGUUGUUGAUUUUGGGAAGAAUGGCUAAUGGAGGAGACAAAAGCAAUGAUUUCUAUGCUGUUCUGGGCUUGAAUAAGGAGUGCACUGAAUCAGAGUUGAGGAAUGCAUAUAAGAAACUUGCACUGAAAUGGCACCCAGAUCGUUGUUCAGCUUCAGGGAAUUUGAAGUUUGUGGAAGAAGCUAAGAAGAAAUUCCAGUCAAUUCAAGAAGCUUAUUCUGUUUUAUCUGAUGCGAACAAAAGAUUAAUGUACGACAUAGGAGUUUAUGAUAGUGAUGAUGACGAAAAUGGUAUGGGAGACUUCUUGAACGAAAUGGUAACAAUGAUGAGUCAGACUGAACCAAAUCAGGAAAAUGGGGAGGAGAGCUUUGAGGAGUUGCAAAAGCUGUUUGAAGAUAUGUUCCAAGCGGAUAUUGGAUUAGGUGGAAGCUCCUCUUUUGCUGCUGCCGGUUGCUCUACUUCAUCCACUUACAUGACUUACAGCGAAAGUUCGAAUUCAAAUAAACGCAAUUCCACCGAGUUUAAUUUUGGGAAGGCGGAGGAUUCUUCUGACUUCGAUGCUCAUUACCCGAACUUCUGCUUUGGGACAGGUGAAGCAGCACCUCCAAGAUAUCAAGAAGGAAAACGUGGGAAUUCCAGAAGGAGGAGGUAGCAGCAGACAUAGAAAUGGUAGAAAACAAAAAAUCUCUCGCGGCCAUGAUGUUUCCUCUAAUGACUACCCCGGAAUUUCGGCUAAUUAAUGAACUUGAUGGCAUGAUAGUUGAUGUGCAUCAAUAUAGCACUUUGGUUAUGGGAACUCCACAAUCUUUUCUGGUUGGUAAAUGCUAAGCUGGUGGAAGAAUUGUGAUUUCAUUCACAAAUGCCUUGAGAAUUUGUUGGUAGUGGCACCUUCAUUUUAUGUACUCAAAGCUGCCAUUAGGAGUUGGAAUUGAAAUCAAUUGACAACUCAUUUUGGUCUCUUCCUUAAUGCAGAUUUCUACUAUUUCCUUUUUAUGGUAAUUAGUCAUAAGUGUAAUAUUGGCCAUUUAUUGCAGUGAUGUGGUACAGCCUCCAUGUUCUCUA
Messenger RNA from Lotus japonicus, 1583 nucleotides. RefSeq lists its product as uncharacterized. The transcript has 6 exons. The record is from RefSeq and is a predicted model, not a curated record. The coding region runs from base 544 to 1173 and encodes 209 amino acids. NCBI's taxonomy places the organism in Eukaryota, Viridiplantae, Streptophyta, Magnoliopsida, Fabales, Fabaceae.